Oldenlandia corymbosa var. corymbosa is the source of this 384-nucleotide messenger RNA. The record is from the annotation of a GenBank genome assembly. NCBI's taxonomy places the organism in Eukaryota, Viridiplantae, Streptophyta, Magnoliopsida, Gentianales, Rubiaceae.
UAGAAAAGUAAGAGACUCAGACAUGAUCCUGAAAUUCCUCCUCUUCCCUUCAGCAUUGAGAGGAUGAAGAUGAAGCUUCUCGAGAUUCCAACAAUUAAUGGAUCAGAGUAUGUAUCUGGAGGACUAAUAUCGAGGAGAUGCGACAUUUAUAGCUAUGGAAUCAUGCUAAUGGAAGUGUUCACAAGGAAAAAGCCAAGUAAUGAAAUGUUCACCGGAGAUUUCAACUUGAAAACUUGGGUAAACAAUGCAAUGUCAGCUGAUUCAAUCCUCGGGGUUAUAGAUACCAACUUAUUGACCCGAACCGAAGAAAUGGAAAACCAUGAGGGGGUUGUCAUGUGCUUUCCAAAUCAUAGGGGAAUUUUCAUGUGCUUUCGAAUAGCAUGA